Molecule: messenger RNA, 1950 nt
Organism: Pollicipes pollicipes
Lineage: Eukaryota; Metazoa; Arthropoda; Thecostraca; Pollicipedomorpha; Pollicipedidae
Product: neurogenic differentiation factor 2
Exons: 1
Coding region: 238-891 (217 amino acids)
Biological process (GO): positive regulation of transcription by RNA polymerase II; anatomical structure morphogenesis
Cellular component (GO): nucleus
Molecular function (GO): DNA-binding transcription factor activity; E-box binding; protein dimerization activity
Source: RefSeq, a predicted model, not a curated record
CGCGCCCACGCCCCGCCGCCGCAGACUGCGCUGCUCGGCGCGCGCGGUCCGGUGCUCACGCGACGCGGAACGUCCCGCGGUGUUCGGGAAUUUGACGUGGUGCUGGUGGGGAGACGGGCUCACGGCGAGCGUGAUUCUGAGAGGAAGCCGGUGACAGGAAGGGGUUCUCGACGCGGAUUGUGAGGGGAACUCGAACAGCCGCGAUUCAACGAGCCAGUCGCCGCUGCGCAACCGGAGAUGACGGCCGGCGAUGUGAACGCAGACUCGGUGACGCGUUUAGGUGAGGUGAGCCAGGAGGUGAACAACAACGGUGUCGUCAAGCACGAGGAGACUACGCUGCCCACCGCCGGACCGCUCAAGUACAGCCUGCGCGCGCGCUCUAUCAAGAAGCGUAUUGAAGCAGAGCGCCGACAGACCGAACCCCGCUCUAGGCAGCCGCGCCCCAAGGCGCGCCCACCGCCGCUCAGCAAAUACCGCCGCAAGACAGCCAACGCCCGCGAGCGAGACCGCAUGAAGGACAUCAACUCGGCGUUCGAGAUGCUGGAGCGCUCCAUUCCUGACCUGACGUUGCGCUCUCACGCCGAGAAGGUGACAAAGAUCACGGUGCUUCGGCUGGCCAUCGACUACAUCAAGGCGAUGUCUGCGCUGCUGGACUCGGACGGCGCCUGCGCGGCCGACAGCCCGGGCGGCCCGGCCAGCGUCGUCUCGCUCUCGUCGGCCUCGUCGGCGCCGACGGACACCGCCGGCGAGCUGCCAGACCCGCUCGACACCAUCGAAGGCCUCACCGACUUUCAGCUGCCCGGCGGCCUGGACCUGCUGCUCGACAUCCGGAGCGACAGUGACGGACUCGACUUCAGCUGCUCCGACUUCAGCGACCUGUCUUGCCCGUGAGCGCACCCGCCCUCCUCCGGUGCCUGGCCUGACGGGGACCGGUCGCAGAAGGCGGCCCCGUCCGGACCCGGCUCCUCUGACCCCGCCGAUGUUCUGCAGAGCUGCGGCUCGCCCAGGUGGCCACGGAUGAUCCAGGCUCCCCGCAGACGGCCAGGUGGCAGAGCAGCGUCACCGGCCGCAUUUCGCGACCGCAGCGCCGCCACCGCUAGAUUAAGGAUAGUAUAGCAUAUCAUGUCAAUCUAGUCCAUAACUGUAAGCAAUUUAUCUCCGUCCGAGCUGGUGCCGAUUACUUGCGGGACGCGGCAGACUGCGUGUGCAACGCCAAGCAAUUAUUGGGCUGCGCUCGUGCUUGGAGCACAAUGGCGCUCGGCGGAGCACCAGUGCUGCACGUGAGGCUACGCACGCACGCGCCGGUCGUGAAAAAUGUCCACAGAUGCAGCGCCUGCAUUGUGUAUCUGAACAUUGUUCAAAUGUGUUUACCUCAAUAUCAAGUGGUUUAAAUUACAACCUGUUUUAAUGGCUUGCAGUGUCAGACCAGGAGCAUCUGUUACUCACGAGCCCACCCUCAUACGUCAAAACCUGUGGAAGGUGGCAAACGCCGUCUGCACUGGAAGGGCCACGCGCUCGGUGAAGAUACGCUUUAGUGAAAAGUGAUACAGAAGUAAAGUCAUAGUCGCUACAGCCUGACAUUUAUAACAUGCAGUGGGUAGGUAUGUCAUGUGCAGUAGAUUGACUAGUUUUGCAAUGCAUUCAAUGGAAAGUAUUUGACGUUUUCUGUCACUUUGCUGACUUCUCAGUCAGCCUACGAUUGUCCGCAGUGUCUCAGCUUUGGACAGUCUUGAUAUUACGGCUGCGCUGAGUUAGGCGCAGCAUUUGAUUUGCAUGAGCUCAUGAAUGCAUCAGUGUGUUUAACCUACUGCUUCUUAAUAUUUUCAUUUCAACGUACUGGUGUCCCCUGGUGGAUUGCCUUGUUUCAUGGAACAAAACAGAGUACAACUCCAUGACGAUGAGGUGUGUCAUAAGCACAACAGUAUGCUGGGACUGAAUAAAACAGCAACU